AUGAGAUUUGUGCGCAAGAGCUUGGUCAUCCCAACAUGCGUGCUAACAAUCCUAAUCUAUCUCUUCCUGAAUAACCCCCCAUCCAUCUCAGAUCGGCGCAACAUUCCCACCCAGACCACCGUUUCCAUUGAGAAGCCACCACCGAACGACAACCGUGUCCACUGGCAGAGGCCGCCUGAAAAGCACCCAGUAACCUCCUUUAUCCCCCUCCCAACAGGCAAGCCUGCCAAAAUCCCCCGGAUUCAGUAUGACUUCCCUCGCGAGCGCUCCUCCGAUCGAAAGAGGCGACAGGAGAGACAGGCGGCGGUGAAGGAGGCAUUCAUACACGCGUGGGGUGGCUACAAGGAACACGCAUGGCUGAAGGAUGAGGUAGCCCCCAUUAGUGGCGGCUAUGUCAACACCUUCGCCGGGUGGGCAGCCACGUUGGUAGACGCGCUCGACACGUUGCUCAUCAUGGGACUGAAAGAUGAAUUCGAAAAGGCCGUGGCCGCGCUCGAUCAGAUCGACUUUACGACCACCGACGACAAGGACAUCAAUGUCUUCGAGACGACGAUUCGGUAUCUGGGAGGCCUCUUGGCUGCUCACGAUCUCUCCGAUGGGAAAUACCCGGUGUUGCUGAAGAAAGCCGUCGAGGUGGCGGAACUGCUCUAUGGCGCAUUCGACACCCCGAACAGGAUGCAAAUGUCUCGGUGGGAAUGGAAAAAAUCGGCUCAAGGACUUCCCAUUCGACCGGCUCGCAAUACGCUUCUGGCGGAACUCGGGUCUCUGAGCUUAGAGUUCACGCGGUUAACCCAACUGACCGGCGACCCAAAGUACUUUGACGCCAUCCAGCGGAUCACGGAUAACCUGGAACGCGCGCAGCCUAAGACCCAGAUACCCGGGUUGUGGCCCAUGGUGGUUGAUGCGGAGAAUCUGAUCUUUGAUGACAACCGCUUCACGGUGGGUGCCAUGGCCGAUUCCACUUACGAGUACCUUCCCAAGGAACAUUUACUUCUCGGUGGCCGGACGAAUCAGUACCAGCGGAUGUACGAAGCAGCGAUCGAGCCGAUCAAGAAGUACCUUUUCUACCGCCCUUUAACAAAAAAUGGUGAGGACAUCCUCAUCAGCGGCAACGUCCAUGCAUUUGGAUCGGGAACGCCCUCGCUGGAGCCACAAGCCCAGCAUCUCACCUGCUUUGUCGGCGGCAUGGUCGGAAUCGCAGCUAAGAUCUUCGAGCGGCCAGAGGAGCUGCCCAUCGCCCGGAAGCUAGUAGACGGCUGCAUUUGGGCGUACGACUCGAUGCCAACCGGUGUGAUGCCGGAGGUCUUCUAUACGGCUGUUUGCGAGGACAAGGACAACUGUACGUGGGAUGAGAAGAAGUGGCUGGCGGACGUGCGCGCUUCCGCUGUCCAUCGUGGUAGGGUCGAUUCCGACAAGGAUGAGGAUGAGUAUGCGCGGGAACUGGUGAAGCAGGCCGGAUUGCAGCCAGGAAUGACGGAAAUCAACGACGCUCGAUACAUGCUCAGACCGGAAGCGAUCGAGUCGGUGUUUAUCAUGUAUCGAAUCACGGGCGACAAGGCGCUGCAGGACGCCGCCUGGCGCAUGUUCCAAAGCAUCGAAAAGCUCGCGAGGACCAAUAUUGCGCAUGCCGGCAUUGAGGAUGUGCGCACGCUCAACACUGAGAAAUUCGACAAGAUGGAGAGUUUCUGGCUUGCAGAGACGCUCAAGUACUUCUAUCUUAUUUUCUCUGAACCCAGCCUGAUCAGUCUGGAUGAAUAUGUAUUUAAUACUGAAGCGCACCCCCUGAAGCGCCCUACGGCUUAG
Messenger RNA from Rasamsonia emersonii CBS 393.64, 1803 nucleotides. RefSeq names its product Mannosyl-oligosaccharide 1,2-alpha-mannosidase. NCBI's taxonomy places the organism in Eukaryota, Fungi, Ascomycota, Eurotiomycetes, Eurotiales, Trichocomaceae. The transcript has 4 exons. The record is from RefSeq and is a predicted model, not a curated record. Gene Ontology annotation, molecular function: mannosyl-oligosaccharide 1,2-alpha-mannosidase activity; calcium ion binding. Gene Ontology annotation, cellular component: Golgi membrane; endoplasmic reticulum. Gene Ontology annotation, biological process: carbohydrate metabolic process; N-glycan processing. The coding region runs from base 1 to 1803 and encodes 600 amino acids.